This is a messenger RNA of Cadophora gregata, 2610 nucleotides long. RefSeq lists its product as uncharacterized. The transcript has 6 exons. Gene Ontology annotation, molecular function: lyase activity; FAD binding; monooxygenase activity. Lineage: Eukaryota; Fungi; Ascomycota; Leotiomycetes; Helotiales; Ploettnerulaceae. The record is from RefSeq and is a predicted model, not a curated record. The coding region runs from base 324 to 2501 and encodes 725 amino acids.
UGGAAAAUUUGCGGGGUUCGGCAUCAAGUGGAGGAAUUGGGACUGAACCUAGAAAAUAGGGGUUCGGUUGACCACAUCCCGAAGCGAAGCAUGCUGUCGCGAGAGCUGCACCCCACGUUUCGAACAGCUCCAGAAACUUUAAACGGCUCGGGACCGAAGUUCUGGUUCAAAAUGUGGAGUGAGCUUGUUAGUGGUAGUGGAAAUAUCGAAGCUUGAUCUAAUUUAUUUCGUUAAAUCAAAGACUGCCUUUCACGUUCUCUCGUUCGAAGAAUUUUCAAAGCUUCGUUGUUUACUUUCUUUCGUCUUCAUUACACAAUAGAAAAAUGGCUACCAAACUCUACAAUCCGGAGAACAACACCAUGGCGAACGGCUACAGUAAUGGCCAUGUCAAUAGUCAUACCAAUGGUUAUACCAAUGGUACAAGUGGACCGAGACCACUAAAUAUUGCGAUCAUAGGUGCUGGUAUUGGUGGUUUGUCUGCUGCCAUCGGCCUGAGAAAAAAUGGACACAAUGUUUCUCUCUACGAACAAUCCCAAUCCACCAGCGAAACAGGCGCAGCCAUCCACCUCGCCCCUAAUGCCAACGGACUCCUCAGACGGCAUGGAAUCAUGGCAGAAGACUUCGGCGCAGUCGAGAUGUGCAGAUUAGCAGAAUACGGUUUAAAAGGCGUUGAGACUCGGAAGGUGGAACUCCAGGAGCAGAAUAAGUUGUGGCAGCAUCCGUGGAUGUUGGUACAUCGCGUCAGGCUACACGACAGAUUGAAGCUAGUGGCAACUGGAAAGGAGGGCAAGGGCAAACCUGCUGAACUUCAUCUGUCAAGUAAAGUUAUCGAAGUUGAUCCGGAGAAUGCAUCGUUUGUCUUGGAGAGUGGGGAGAAGGUGCAGGCGGAUUUGGUUUUGGGUGCUGAUGGGAUAUAUUCAAAAACGAGACAAUAUGUAUCUGGAAAACCAAGCAAGCUCUUCGGCUCAGGCAAAGCAGCUUUCAGAUUCUUGAUUGACCGGAAAGCAGCCUGCGAAGACCCACAGAUUGCAAAGCUUUUGGAGAAUGAGAAUGAGUUGGUCAUCUGGUAUGGCACUGAUAGAAGAGUUGUUGUGUAUCCAUGCGACAACAAUGAGUUACUGAACUUCAUCUGUAUUCACCCAGAAGAAGAGUCGCACGGUGGUUCUACGGAAUGGAAUAAGCAAGGAUCGCUAGAUCAACUUCUCAAAGUCUAUCAAGAUUUCGAUCCAAAGCUUCUUGCGUUGUUCAAGAAAGCCGAUCCAGAGAGCUUGAAGGUGUGGAAGCUACUCGACAUGGAGGUUCUGCCCACGUGGGUGAAGGGCAAAUUGGCAAUUUUGGGCGAUGCAGCGCAUCCAUUCCUUCCACAUCAAGGGCAAGGUGGUGGAGUUGCUAUGGAAGACGCUACAACCAUUUCAGUUGUUCUCCCUCUAGGUACCACGCCAGAAGAGAUUCCCGAGCGAUUGCAAUUAUACGAGAAAAUUCGUUACGAACGAGCCAACAACAUCCAAGACUACUCUCGCCAAGCUGGAAAGGAUUGUGUUGAUAGCAAGCCCACAAUUGACAUGAUGAAAUACACAACAUACAACUUCGGUUUCGACGAAUACGACAAUUCAACCAACAUCUUCACCAAAUGGCAUCGAAACAAAAACCCAAACGUCUACUGGCGUAUGCCAGUUGCGUUCGGCCCAGCACCUGGACCACGACAAGACAUCUGGGGCAAUCCUCGACCGUCACUCGCCCAGACCUUCCUUACAGCCUCCAUCAAAUUCAAGACUUCUCGAACGUUCCUCCAAAACCUCUUCCCAAAUGAAUCUUUCAAAUUCAAAUCUCCCGGCUCAGUUGCAUACGCAAGCUUCUCUACCACCACACUGGGAAACAUGACCUGGCUUGGAGGCGGCGGCUACAAUCAUUUCGGGCUGUACAUUCACGGUGUGCAGUACACGAAGAAGGACGGCUCGACCAUCGAUGGGACUUACCUGCCUCUCCUCUUCGAAUCGCUCACUGACCCUAUCGUGAGCGGAAGAGACGAGCUCGGUAUGCCGAAAGUGUACUGCGCGAUAGACAUCCACCGCCGAGCAUCCAGCUACCGCAUGGCAGCCUCAUGGCAAGGUGCCAAAUUCUGCGACUUCACGCUCGAGGGUCUCGAGACUGUCGACCCCGCGACCGAAAAGGGCACCAUCGGAGGGGAAGCCGACUACGGAAUCUUGGCGCACAGAUAUAUCCCCGCGGUCGGCCGUGACAUGAAGGGGAAAGCUGAUGCGGAGUACUCUGUGGUGGUGCCGCAUGAGGAGGAGGCGAAGGUUGUGCCGAGUACGGUGAAGAAGGUUGAGAAGCCGACGAGGGCGAGCGUUAAGUUUGAUGCGCUGGAUGUGGAUGCGUUGCCGACGCUGCAUCAUAUUGUUUCGGUGUUGGCGGAUAUUCCGAUUUAUGAGGUUGUUGGAUCGAAGAUUGUGGAGGGGACGGGGGUGCCGGAUGUUAGUAGUGCGAGGAGGAUUGAGUAGUUGUGAUUUGUAUUGGUGAUCUUUCUGUAGGAGUUUCAGGGAUCGCUUUAAAUCGCAUUCAUAAUUGACCUUUCUGUUCUAUUUGAAGUGCUGCGAAUGAGCAUGCCCU